CUUUGGUUUUCUCUCACAUAACACCCUUCCGUCCAUAUGAAUCGUUAAAGCCUAACGGACGCCCACUCACGUGAUUUUCACGUGAUAAUUUUCGGCUUGCUUACCCAUUUUGCCCUCAUUAGUGUCUUACUAACCCUUCACUCUCACCCUUAGACACGCUCACUCGUCCAAGCACACCAAACUGGAAGACGAAGACCCACGGCCGAAGCUUGCGGAGAAAAUGUGGAAGCUGAUGGGUUGAUUGGGUUCCAGCCAUCGAUUCGAAGGCUUAGAAAGAGAGUCGAAGAAAGAAAGCUGAAUAUAAGUACAUCUGGCGGCGAAGAAUCCCCCACGACGGCGAGACCCAAACCGGCGAAAAUCAUCCACCGGCAAACUUACUCACUGUCCAGUACCGGCGAGGUGACGACGGUUAAAGAUGGAGCACUCCGAGGGUGAGCUAAGCGAUUCAGGAUCGAGCUAUCCAAUUUGCAAAUGUGGGAGCAAAACCGUUGUCAAAACAACAUCAACAACUAAAAAUCAUGGAAAAAGGUUUUAUGCCUGUGUAAAUUAUGUGAAUGAAACAAAUCGUGGUUGCAAUUUUUUUAAAUGGGUUGAAUCAGAUUUUUGUGUGUGCGGUGAUCGACUGAUGUCAAUGUUGUUGGCGUGGCAGCACGAUUUGAAGUCCGAAAGGGCAAUGGAAGUGUUGAAAUGCAAGAUUGAACUUGCUGAGUACAAGUCAAAAAUUGAAGUUGAUGCUGCUAAUUUUGCACUUAAACUUGAAAGGGUUGAGAAUAAGUAUCGUUCGAUGCAGCUGAAGUUUCGGGUUGCACUUGCAUGUUGUUGGUGUCUUGUUGCUGUAUUGUUGUGUUUCCCUUUUUCUAAUGGACUUGCAUCAAAUCUGAUGUUAAGCAGCUGAAAAAGACAGUUUGUUGUCUUUAUUUGUAUCAGACUUGUAUCAAUUGACCAUAUGGUUAUGUUUUUUGUACCCAACUUUUGUGUAAUA
Corylus avellana is the source of this 982-nucleotide messenger RNA. The record is from RefSeq and is a predicted model, not a curated record. Lineage: Eukaryota; Viridiplantae; Streptophyta; Magnoliopsida; Fagales; Betulaceae.